CUCUACAUACCAUAGAGUGUCAGCAUUGCGCGUCCGCUGCCUGUGGCAUUAAAGCAGUCUUGUCCAACUCAACCGCCGACCUCUGCUCCUCCUUGCCACCAGCGCUUUCGCAUUGCUGUUUAGUUCGCAUUCAUCAGAGUAGUUAGCUUCGAGUACUCAGUGGCCCAUUCGGCUGCGUCGUUUUGAAAAUUUAAGUUCGACGCAAACGGCGCUAAGGAACCUUCUUACGACGUCAUCCCAGAAACGAGCCCCGUCCUAGCUCUUGUGGGUGUGCUGGUCCUGUUGUAAAGGAGCCUCUUCACUUCUUCAACACCGCCCGCGCUAGUAAUGGAGUGCGAGGACUGCGAUGCCUGCUGGAUUUGCCUCGAGGGCAAGGAGGUGGCGGAGACCAAGGCGAACCUACUCCACGCCAACCGUCUCAUCCGCCCCUGCCGCUGCCCUAGAGUGGUUCACAGCGUCUGCCUAGCCAAGUGGCAGCUCAGCCAAAGCGGCAAAAGCGAGGAGAAGUUCUGCCGCUUCUGCCAUGACGAGCUUCCCGACUGGCAACAGCACCUCGCCCUGCCCGGCAUGGCUGCCGUAGAGCCCGUCAUGUCCGUACACUUCAACGGUACGACCCACAUGGUGCGAGUGCGGCCUGGAGAGGAGGGACGCAUGGAGUUCAUCCGGGAUGUACGACAGCUGCUGAGGCUGCGAGACAACCAAGACUUUUCGAUUACGUUUGAGUGCAAGGUUCCAGGGCAUGGCAUGUUUCUCGACCUCAAGGGUCUCUCUUCGUACGACGCCGCCGUCUUUUGCGCCGCCAUGACCGCUGUGGAACGCCAACGUAUCGCCGCACAGAAGGCCGCACGCAAAAAGGCCGCCACCUCCUCCGGCACCUGCUCUUCCUCCUCUCCCGCUGCUGCCAACCCUGCCAACAACAAGGACACCGCUGCAACCACCGCCGCUGAAGGCAUCCUUCCUGCUCCCGUUGCUGCUCCUCCUGCUACGCCCUCUCCCAGCAGCACCGGCCCGUCUCCCUCGCAUCCUCUUGAAGCUCAACCAACUCAGCCCGUCUACCUCCCUCCUGGUCCUCCCGGCUCGGUUUCUUCUCCUUCUUCCCCCACUGCUGCCACGGCAACAGCCGUUAGCGCGCUACGCAUGCGGCCGUCAUCUGCGCUGGCUGCUGGUCGCUUCCUUGGCGGAAGCAGUGGGGGCGCAGCAGCGGCGGCGGUUGGAGGUGAUGGUGGCCGGUCCAGCGCAUCUUCAUCGCUGAUGCUGUCAUCCUCCGUCUCUGACGCCGCUUUGCCGUCACGGCCACAGAGUGCGAAUGGGAGCAGUAGCAGCAGUAGCAACAGUGGCAGCAGCACUUGCAUGCAACAUGCGGAGUUGCCUUCUGUGGUGUCGUCCCCGCCUACUGCUACUGCUGCAACUGCGACCUCCAACACCACUAGCAUUCGCCCCUCCUUCUCCCUCCCAGCGCCCUCCUCGGGUGCUUCUGCAUCCACCAGCCGACCUGUUGUGGCGACCUCCAUCUCCUCUCAUGCCCUCACCUCUGCUGCCUCCCCUUCCUCCUCUUCUUCCACCUUCACUCCAAAACUUCAGCUGCCUCAGCAGCCCCUGGAAGAGGAAUCGUCAGAGGACACGCUCGCGUCGCCCAUAUCCGCCGGCUCCUCCUCCCGCGCAACAACACAACCAGGAG
Molecule: messenger RNA, 1678 nt
Organism: Astrephomene gubernaculifera
Lineage: Eukaryota; Viridiplantae; Chlorophyta; Chlorophyceae; Chlamydomonadales; Astrephomenaceae
Source: the annotation of a GenBank genome assembly